Messenger RNA from Plectropomus leopardus (leopard coralgrouper), 1788 nucleotides. Its product is annotated as heparan-alpha-glucosaminide N-acetyltransferase. The record is from RefSeq and is a predicted model, not a curated record. NCBI's taxonomy places the organism in Eukaryota, Metazoa, Chordata, Actinopteri, Perciformes, Serranidae.
AUGGAGCCCAGGAGGCCGCUACAAGCAAGUCUGGCUUUGUUGAUCCUUGUAACUAACAGCUAUGGAGGACACUUAAAAUCAGGUCCUACGCUGAAAAUGGACCAGGCUGUGUUAACAUUUCAUAAUCAGCUGACAGAAGAAGUGCAGGUCAACUACACGUCAGAUUACUGCUACAAGUGUGUGUACCAGCAUUUGGUCACGGUGAAGCCCAACAACAACAAUGCAUCUGCAGUGAUCAGCACUAAAUUCACUCUGACUCUGCAAGUGGAGUCACAGAUCAGGAAUGCAACUCUUUGCAGGUGGAGUCAAACAUAUGGAGAAGGUGGUCAUUACUCUGUUUGGAUCCAGAUGUCCGAGGCAGCCAUCUGCACUUACGCUGUGGAUAAAAGACCAAACAAUGCAUACCUGCCCAUUCUGGUGGCAGCUCUCUUACUGGCUCUAAUCACUCUCUUAUUCAUUGUGGCACCCUACAUCUACAGGAGGCGUUGUACAUCAAAAUUUAUGAAGACCAUUUGCUGCCAAAGCCGGCAGUACUCAUUGGAUAAUGCCGAAGCACAGGCUUGUGAGGCUGAACAAAACACCACUAAAGCUAAACCAAUACGUCUGCGCUCACUGGACACUUUCCGAGGGUUUGCCCUGACAGUGAUGGUGUUUGUCAACUAUGGAGGAGGAGGAUACUGGUUCUUUCAGCACGCACCAUGGAAUGGUCUAACUGUGGCAGAUCUCGUCAUGCCAUGGUUUGUGUUUAUUAUUGGGACUUCAGUGGUGCUGGCUUUGAGAUCCAUGCAGAGGAGAGGAGUUAGCUGCCCGCAGCUGCUGCGCAAAAUCACCUGGAGGACAGUUGUUCUCCUGAUGCUUGGCUUCUGUUUCCUCAACUACUCUCCAAGAGACGGACCAUUGUCCUGGUCCUGGCUGAGGAUCCCUGGAGUGCUGCAGCGUCUGGGCUUCACCUACUUUGUCCUUUCUCUUCUGCAGACUUUCUGGGGCCAGAAAGAAAUCCCUCUGAGAGCGAAUCACUGGUGGAACUGCGUUCAGGAUCUGGUCCUUUAUUGGCCUCAGUGGCUGAUUAUCAUCCUGCUGGAGACUCUGUGGCUCUGCAUCACUCUGCUCAUGCCUGUGCCCAACUGCCCCACUGGAUACUUGGGAGCUGGUGGAAUUGGUGAUGAUGGUCUUUACCCAAACUGCACUGGAGGCGCAGCAGGAUACAUUGAUAGAUGGAUGUUUGGUGAUAACAUGUACAGAUACCCCACAUGCAGAGAAAUGUAUCACACCACGCAGCCCUUUGACCCAGAGGGGGUUCUGGGUACAAUCAACUCCGUUGUCAUGGGAUUCUUGGGGAUGCAGGCUGGGAAAAUCAUCAUUUUCUACAAGGGAAUGAACACCCGCAUCCUCUGUCGAUUCCUAGUGUGGGCCGUCAUCCUGGGAAUCUCUGCGGCCAUCCUUUCUAAGUGCACACGAGACGGAGGAUUUAUACCUGUCAAUAAAAACCUUUGGUCGCUGUCCUAUGUGAUGUGCAUGGGAUGUUUCUCCUUCCUGCUGCUGGGAGGCAUGUACUUUGUCACUGAUAUGAAAGGCUGGUGGGGCGGACAGCCGUUCAUAUACCCAGGGAUGAACUCCAUCUUUGUAUAUGUUGGCCACUCUCUCCUGGGUUUCUACUUCCCGUUCAGCUGGGAGAUGCGCUUCCAGGAGAGCCACUGGGAGUGGCUCUUCCAAAGCCUGUGGGCAACUGCACUGUGGGUGCUCAUCGCUUACCUGCUGUACAGGAAGAAAUUCUUCCUCAAAAUAUAA